UAGGUAUUGCGCGUGACAAAAAUGUUUGGUAACAAGUGUCCCAUUGCGAGGCGCGCGGAAGUCAAUUAACGGGAAUCGUUCACCGGUGAGCAGAGUUUAGACUUUCAAGUUUCCCCAGCUGAAGUUUGCCGCAGAACAAAAAGUUCCUUGUCUGUUUGAGACCUUGUGUGGAAGAUGGAGUGGCGACAACGGACCAGUGUGAGCUGUGAAGACGCCUUCACUGAGGCUCAACGGUGGAUGGAGGAAGUGACUAGUAAAUCGUUUGGGUGCAACAACUUCCGCUCAGCCCUGGAGAAUGGAGUCCUGCUCUGCCAUCUAAUCAACCGGUUGAAACCAGGCAUUAUAAAGAGAAUGAACACACUGUCUACUCCCAUGGCUGGACUGGACAAUGUCAAUGUGUUUCUGAGAGCGUGCGGUACGCUGGGUCUGCACGAGGCCCAGCUGUUUCACCCUGGAGACCUGCAAGACCUGUCCACACGCGCUACACUCAGGCGUGUAGAGGGCAAAAGGAGGCUGAAAAACGUUCUAAUCACCAUCUACUGGCUGGGGCGGAAGGCUCAGGUGGACCCCUUCUACUCUGGUCCUCAACUCAACCUCAAAGCAUUCGAGGGACUAUUGGGCAUCGCUCUGUCCAAGGCUCUAGAAGAGGCCCCCAGAGGCAGUGUGAGGGCCAGUGGCUCCAGUGAGGUGUGCUACCCAGAGAGAGAGGACCAGCUGCUACCGCUAACCCACUCCCAGCCACCCGGCUACAGCAGAGAGGACCAGCUGCUACCGCUAACCCACUCCCAGCCACCCGGCUACAGCAGAGAGGACCAGCUGCUACCGCUAACCCACUCCCAGCCACCCGGCUACAGCAGAGAGGACUCCGUGGAGAGCUUUAAGUCUGUCCUGAGCUUUGACUCGGUGGAGUCACGUACCCUCAGCUUUAUGUCUGACUCCAUCCUGAGGGCCGGCAGCGAGGACUCCAGCAGUGACGCGGAGGCAGAGAACUGUUUUAGGAUGGAGUCGGCGGAGGGCAGAGACUCUGGACAGAGCAACGGGGGGAUCGUACCUGCAUCCCUCCAGAGGAAGAAACAGGAGGAAUACCCAAUUAAGGGCUACCCCCCCAGCCUCCUCACCAGGAGCAAGUCGUUGAAUGACAUUAGGCGGUUCCCGUCGGCCACGGUAGUGUUGCGCCAGGUUUCUGAGGGUGGCGUGGAGCUAAGCCCCAGCGCCGUGAGCCAGGACCAGCUGCAGAGGGUCCGAGCCCGGGUCCAGGAGAGUGAGGUCAAGUGGCACAACGACCUGACCAAGUGGAAGCUCCGUCGGUGCAGGUCUAACUUUGACCUGCGGAGGAAGAUACAGGAGAGGGACAACAACGUCCUGAUGGCCAACGCAGGGGUCGUUACAGUCGGGACAUUCAGGAGCCUGCAAGAGGACAGGGAGGAGGAUGAGGAGGCCCCAUACAGCAGUAGCCACGCCACUGUCUCUCCCUCCACCUCGGCCAAGGAUGGUUCUUUGGAUCUCCGACCCCACACCAGAGCCCCGCCGGCCCUCAGCUCCUCCGUGGAGUCUCCCUACAGCCCCGGAGCCUCGGAACCCUCCACCACCCCCAGCGUGACCCUCCAGGCCCGGGGACCGUCAGCCAGAGCCGCGCCCCGAUCAGAGCCCCUCGUCCUGGGGGAGAGGCGUCACACAGGCACACCGGUGGAUCCAGACGCAGCUGGUGGUUUAGCCCCCACCCUCUCCUCUGCCUCUCCUUUGUCCUCCCAGACCCGGGGCCGGGCCAUCUCUAGCCCAGCUCUCAUGAUCUCCACUGGACUAGACCAGAACACCUCCAUGCUCUCAAACGGGAUCCCCACGACCCUCACAAAUGGAAUUGGCUCAGGCUUUACCACUGGUACCAGUUCUUCUCCAACUGCCUCUGGCCUGGUGAACGGUACCGGGUCAAACCUAACCGACGGCACCAGCUCCAACAGACGCUCUGCCUCCAAAGCCCUCCUCUCUGCUCUAGAGACCCAGACGUCGGUGGUAGAACCAGACUCGGGCCGUGUCUCGGCUCCCCAGCAGCAGGACCUCCCCCUCUUCAGGUACAGCUCCAGGGUUCCGGGAGGGGCUGGGGUGUCCGCCUCUCUCCCCAGGGGAUACCGCCGGUCUGAGAGCUCUUCCUCCCUCUCUGCCGGCUUCACCCCCAGGCCGUUUGGAUCCAAGCCCUCCAGAGUGUCCUCCAUCCCCAGGCUCUACAACUAUCUACAGUUGGAGAACCCUACGCUGAACGGAGACAGAAACGCUUCCCUGCUCCCCACCAAGACGGCUCCCUCACGCCCUCAGAAAAUGGUCACCAUCUCGGAGGUCGCUGUCGGGGCGCAGCCCCGGGCCCCAGCCAAUCGGAGCGGUGUGAACCAGGAAGUAAAGGAGGAGGGUGCGAGUCAGACCCAGCCCUCCAUCCUGAACGCCAGAGUGGGGCCUGGACCCGCCACCCGCCCCAAACCCAGCCGGGAGGGACCCUUACCCCCUCCUCUCCUGCCCAGCCUCGCCGUCUCAGUCACACAGAAUGGCUCUGCGCAGGUACGUCACAGUGACAGAGUGAGUCUUACCUUGAAGCUGAACGGUCGACCAGACUUUGGUUUCAACACUCACUGGGACUCAGCAGGAGUGCGAGUCGGAGGCAUCCAACCAGGCAGUCCUGCAGAGUUGGGCCAGCUGCGUGCGGGUGAUGAGAUAGUGUCUGUUGGCGGGCACAGGGUGGCAGAGAUGAGCCACGACCAGUGGAAGGGCACCAUGACCUCUGCCCUGCAGAAGGGCAGUCUCACCAUGGACGUACAGCGCUACGGUAACAACGAUUGGGGCAGUGGCCUUCCUUCCCAUAAAAUCAUCAAUCUGACCAGUGGCGCUCCGACACUUAUAGGUCGACCUGAUGCCAGCAGAGACGCCGUAAUAUCCACAGCAACAAGGGUGAAACCGGCCCAGCUCAACGGACAAGAGGUCAACUGUGUGACAUCUAAAAGCAUGAAGGGUGGUGUUCGUGACGAUCCUGUGACCAUCAGAAGGAAAGAACAUGAACUGAUUGUUUUGAAAACCCAGGAAAGGAGAGCAGAGUUUUUUAAGCAGAAAGGAGGAUCGGCUUCGGCAAUAUCUGAUCUCCAGGUGCCGUCCCUCAGCACAUCCCCCUCCAGUUGGUCCUGGGACCCCGAGGAGGAGAGGAGCAGGCAGGAGAAGUGGCAGCAGGAGCAGGAGCGCCUCCUACAGGAGAGGUACCGUCAGGACCAGGAGAGGCUGGAUGCCGAGUGGCAGCGAGCCCAGGAGGAGGCAGGGGUGGCGGGAUACAGCCAGGCUGAGGUGACCCCUGAACCUUCACCCUCCAGAGACGUCGUGGGAAAUGUGGUCCCUCGGGUCAAAUCACCCGCAUCCAACGCGGAGAGCUCAGGAGAGAUGACCAAUGGGAUCGCUGGCCCUGCCAGUCCUCAGCCAGUCCUGAGCCAGCCCACGCCCCCUGUUGCCCAUGUGGCAUCCAAUCAAAAGAAGGAAGUAGUUUUUAAUGGGGUAGGAAGGGAGGAGCCUGAUGUUAAAGAGGCAGAGCAGGAAGAGGAGACUGAUGGACUGGCAGAAGGAGAUGAUUGGUCUGGGGACACCUAUGGAUUCACCCAGCUAUCUACAGCUGACAGGAUGAAAUCCAAGUCCUCCUCGUCCCUGGACGGUUUCCACAGACAGGAGAUGAAAGGCGGUACCAGGGAGGUCCCUAGGAGGAAGCAGCGUCAGAGCAUGUCGUUAGUAGAGGCUGAUAGGCAACAGAUCCUGGAGGAGAUGAAGAGGAGGACUGCUCUACUGACCGACAACAGCUGGAUACGACAACGCUCCACCUCGAUCAACAAACAGCCCGUUAACCGGCGAGGGCCAAUGAGGAGGUACGAGUCUCUGGACAACCUUCCCUCAACCACCUCCUCCCCGUCCCUACCCUCUAACCCCCAACGCCCCCACUCCUCCCUGGGUUUCACCGCCCCGUACCGUCCCCCCUCCUCUCGGCACAGCAUGGGUGGGGCCCUGGGGGGUUACUCUAACGGGACCCAGAAACACAGCCCUACCUGGCCCCGCCCCUUCAGCACCUCUUCCACCCCGCCCAACCCCGGAGAGGAACCCGCCACCGGCGAAUCACGACCCGGCUCACAGCAGCGCGAUCGUGUGUGGACUGCCAGUGCCAUCUUGGAGGGUCAGAAGUCAGAACCCAGAUCCGAAUCAGAAACAGGAAGCCUUACUGUGAACCCUGCUACAUCCGACUCAAGUCCCGACUUGCCAGCUCCCUGUGACCAGAAUGCAUUGCAGCAGAUUGAGGAAGAGACGACGACGACCGCCCUCCAACACGGUGGCCAGCUUGACUGUGACCUCACGUUGACCUCACGUUGACCACGUAGUAAUAAGACCCGGUCAACCUUGAGGGAAUAAUGCACCGGUUAUAUACUACGUCUGACUCAAAUGGCACCCCUAUUCCCUACAUAGUGCACUUACACAUAGGUCUCUGGUCAAAAGUAGUGCACUAUAUAGGGAGUGGGGUUACCAUUUGGUACACACUCUGUCUCUGACUAAGAUUCACUCUUGGUGUUCUUCCUAGUUAAGUAACAACUGAACUUGUCCAUAGCUUUUUAAUAUGCAAUAGAUUUCUAUCCGCAACAAUAACUGGACAUGUGUUAUUAAGAGCUAUAGGGAGUUUAAAAUCACAUUUGUACUCUGGAUAUGUUUUUCUUGUUGAUAAAGUAAUUGAUAAAUGAGGCUCUAAUUAAAUGACUCUAUUAAAUGUGAGUGUAAUCAUAGUGUGUGACCUACUUCUCUUAGCGCUUUUCUUUCUACCCGAAGUUAGACUGUGGGCUUCGUGUGUGUCGAAAUAUGUUUUAUUGAGAUUAUUUUGUAUGUUCCUUGUUGAGGUGUCUAUAAUAUUAGUAGCACAAACAAGUGGUGGGGGAAAAAAAAGACCUUCACAAGUUAAUCAUCCUAGCAUGUCACUAAAAGUACACUUUUGGGGUUGGUUGACUUUGGAAGCUAAUUGUAUUGUUCACUGAAUUAUAAAGGGGCAUCUUAUGAAAGGAAUGUACAUUAUAAACUGUUUGUAAAUAAAAAGGAUAAAGUA
Coregonus clupeaformis (lake whitefish) is the source of this 5098-nucleotide messenger RNA. Its product is annotated as LIM domain only protein 7-like. Lineage: Eukaryota; Metazoa; Chordata; Actinopteri; Salmoniformes; Salmonidae. Gene Ontology annotation, molecular function: protein binding. Gene Ontology annotation, biological process: regulation of signaling; regulation of cell adhesion. The transcript is spliced from 27 exons. Bases 175 to 4380 code for a protein of 1401 amino acids. The record is from RefSeq and is a predicted model, not a curated record.